Messenger RNA from Mycetomoellerius zeteki, 1806 nucleotides. Its product is annotated as general transcription factor II-I repeat domain-containing protein 2B. Bases 1 to 1806 code for a protein of 601 amino acids. The record is from RefSeq and is a predicted model, not a curated record. The transcript has a single exon. NCBI's taxonomy places the organism in Eukaryota, Metazoa, Arthropoda, Insecta, Hymenoptera, Formicidae.
AUGAAUAGGUACGUGCAAUCGUUUGACAAAGUAUGGGAAGAAAUAUUUUUUGUAUCUAUUAAUAAUAAAACCACCUGUCUUCUGUGUGGUUAUCAACCCUCUGUUGUUAAAAAGUAUGUUCUUCAUAGACAUUACAAUAUUAAACAUUCAAAUGAAUAUAGCACGAAAUAUAUGGGCCAGGAGAAACAUGAUUUAAUUCAGGGAUUAAAGCUAGUUUAUCAAGAAGGUUCCAUUUAUGAUAUCGAAGGCUGUAGUUCGAGUUCUGAUACUACAUCUUCAAUAAAAGCCCUUACGGCAUCUUAUGCUAUAUCUAAUUUGAUUGGCAAACAUUCUAAACCGUUUACGGAAGGUAAAUUCGUAAAGGAAUGCAUCGUUGCAGCGGUACAGUCUUUCGGAGAUUUAUUGACUCUUCAGGAAGCUGCUAGCAUUCCAUUAAGUGCCAAAGCUGUUAAAUCUCGAAUAAAUGAUAUUGCUCUUUGCUUGGAAGAAAAAUUAAAAUCUUUAUUACAAUCUUGUUCCUUUUUUUCGUUAUGUUUCGAUGAAAGCACCGAUAAUCGACAUAUGAGUCAAUUGAGCAUUUUUGUUCGAAUCGUGCAAAAUGAUUUUUCAUAUGUCGAGGAGCUUCUAGAUUUUGUCCCAUUGCAUAAAACAACAACAGGUGUUGAUAUUUUUAAAGCCGUGAACCAAACUCUUGAGAAAUUUGACACUGAUUUUUCAAGGUGUUCGGCAAUCGUAACUGACGGCGCGAAAGCAAUGACAGGAUCGAAAAUUGGAUUUGUUGGUCAAAUAAAGCAGCGAGAUUUAAAGUUUCCUAUUAUACAUUGCAUUAUUCAUCAGGAAGCGUUAUGUGGGAAAGUUGUUAAACUGUGUAGUGCAAUGCAAACCGUCACCAAAAUUAUUAAUAUGAUUAAAGGUGGUCAUAAAUUUCUUUCACAUAGGAAGUUUCAACAAUUUCUCGAAGAGCAUAACGCAGUUUAUACAGAUGUGCCUCUGUAUUGCGAUGUUCGGUGGCUUAGUGCAGGAAAAUGUCUAGAAACAUUUUUUACAAUAAGAAAAGAGAUCUUUCUUUUCUUGCAAGAUAAUUUCGAUGUAAAAUAUGAUGAAUUCAAAUCUUUUUUUCAAGAUUUAGACUCUGUCUGCGAGCUUGCUCUCUUAACUGAUUUAACAAAUCACUUAAAUAAUUUAAAUCUAAAGCUGCAAAAAACUGACCAAACUAUUUCACAAUUAGUUUCUCACAUCGAUUCAUUUAAAAGAAAAUUAAAAUUAUUUAAAAAUCAAAUCGAAAAUAAUAUAUUUCAUUUUUAUCCAUCUUGCCAAAUUAUCUUCGAAGAACAUGGCACAAAUUGUAACUUCCAAAAACAUUUAUUUUUAAUAGAAUCCCUGAUAAACCAAUUUGAUAAGCGUUUCAAAGAUUUUGAUAUCCUUAGGAAAGAUUUAAUUCUUUUUGAAAAUCCUCUCACUGCGCAAAUCGAGGAACAAAGCCCAGAUCUUCAGAUAGAACUUUGCGAUUUGCAAUGUGAUCUUUCUCUAAAAAAUCGAUCAGAAAAGGGAGUUAAUUUUUUUAAAAUUUUAAAUGCAUCAGAUUAUCCAUCUCUCAGGAAUUGUGGUCUUCGUAUUUUCUCCAUGUUUGGCUCCACAUAUUUAUGCGAAUGCUCAUUUUCCAAAAUGAAAUUGAUCAAAAAUGAUAAACGUUCUUCUUUAAGCGAUGCAUCAUUAUCCUCGUUGAUGCGAAUUACUUCUUUCAAAAUCUCUGUGGAUGUACCGUCUUUAGUGGAAUCAUGCAAACGACCCAGAAAAUCGAAUUAA